Selaginella moellendorffii is the source of this 1708-nucleotide messenger RNA. RefSeq names its product SH3 domain-containing protein C23A1.17-like. NCBI's taxonomy places the organism in Eukaryota, Viridiplantae, Streptophyta, Lycopodiopsida, Selaginellales, Selaginellaceae. The coding region runs from base 360 to 1685 and encodes 441 amino acids. The record is from RefSeq and is a predicted model, not a curated record. The transcript has a single exon.
UUGAACGAGACUUACGCGUGACCAAUUCAAAAGUCAGUGAGCUUUUCAGCUUCAGGUUUAUUAAUUUAACUCUUUAGAAAUUGCUGUUCUCGUUUCAGGAGAUCCAAAUUGAAAGAGAUGUCUUUGCCGGGGAAAUGGGAAGAUUGCAGGAGGUAAUCAAGCAUCUCAAGAAGUCACAGCAACGACUGAGCAAAGAAAACAAGGAGAUCAAUUACAUGAAAGACAAGAACAAGAUACUCGAACUUGCAAACGAGCGGCUUCAUGCCUCCAUCCAGGUAUUCGACCUUCCUGUCUUUAGGAGUGUAAAGUUCUUGAUUCUGUAGGCUCUACAAGGCUCUGUCACAAAAGCCAACGAGGACAUGGAUGCAAGCAAGCAGGCAGCAGAAUCGGCAACGCAAGAGGCAAAAGAAAUGACCAGGCUUUAUGACAGAAUUAUGGAGCACAAGAGUUGCCUCGAAAAACUGGUCGAUAUGGAGAAAGCCAGCAAGGAGAAGGUAGAAAGGAGAACGCUCACUUUGUCAGCAUUGAUAACAAGGACGGAGAAGCAGCUGAUGGAACUCGCUAGAAAAGGUGUUCCUAUACCUGGACUUAAGCUGAGAGGUGGAGGAGCAGAUGAUCCUUACUACAACGUUGUGUAUAGAAGUGAAGGUGCUGGUGACGCGGUUACUCAGGUCGCGGUGGAUCAAGGGUGCCAGACAUCUUCUCACUCAGCCAAGCCAGCAGCUGUUCCAAGAUGCCGGAGCGCCAGCCCGGUGGUGCCAAAACUCAACCUUGGAAAGCUCUCGGCCUCGGAUGUAUGUGAGAAGCCCAAACCAAAUACUGUUGUUCCAGUGCCGCCGGAGGUAGCGUCCAAGUCGUCCAAGUCCUCAAAGUCCUCCAAGAAGUCUUCGAAGUCUUCGAAGGCAUCGAAAAAGAAGACUAGAGGUUCACCGUCACCAGAACCUUAUUCAAGACCACCGUCGCGUCUGGCUUUCACUUCCGAGGCUUCAGUGCCUGCGAGUUUGCCUCAGCCAAAUGAAAGUUUUCCUUCAGCUCCAGGACCACCACCACCAGCAGCACUAGCGGCAGAAGCAGCAGCAGCACCACCGCCACCAGCACCAGUGGCAACAGUAGCAGCAGCACCACCACCACCAGCGGUAGCUCCUCCUGUUGCGACAGCAACAAUAGCUGCACAAGCUUCACCACCAGCAGUAUCUCCUGCCGCUGCUCCAUCAUCAGACCGAGAGAUCCAUCGUGUGAAGAACGAAUCCAGAAAGCUGGAGACAGUCACAGAAGAGAUGGAAGUCACCGUCCAGAGCUACAACGACAAGCGGCCAAGCACAAGCUUGGGCGACAGGCGGCAGCAACUUAGAAGCAACGAGACGAGCACAAGCUCCAGCAGCUACUUCAACUCAAUGGGCAAGAACAAGCAACGGAUGCUGGAAAUUCGAUCGCAGCGAGACCAGGAGUGCCUUGCGUGGCUUCGAACGUUGGAAGUUCCUGAAGAACAGGCCGCCGAAAAUGUGAGAGCCACCACGACCGCUACCACAACGUUGGAACAGCCUUGCCGGAGCCGGGCACCACCGAAGCCAGACGUGGUCUUUGCGGAGGACACCUUACAGAUGACUCAGUUAACCAGACCGGCUUUCAAGUUUCCCACUAGACCAGGUAACCGACGUGUUUGGCGACAACAGCAUCCUCCAUAGCUCCACAGCUGGGCGAUUCUUGG